AUGACCCCUGAUGAUGCAUCGCUGCGUCUCCUUGUUGUUGGAUAUGUCACGGGAGAAGGAGGCGAUUCUGAGCAUUUGCCAGAGUGCAUUUUGCGCAGAAUCGAUUCUAUAGUUUCAUCCUUAAUUCUGGCUCGCAAAGCAUAUCUACAAUUUGUAAAAUCAACGGCUUUACAGAGCAAAGAACUUCUUCAGCCGUGCUCACCCCUAGAGAAUCCUUGUCCAAGGGACUCUAGUACAGUUCGCCAAAGUACACCUAUUGCAGUGCCAAUCUUAGGUGGCACUCCUGAGACCACUGAGCUGGUGAGACUUCUAGAUAGAACUCACCCUACAGUCGACUGCUCUGCCCAGCUCACAGAGCCUAGUCGCCCUCCUCAAACGCCCGAGCAUCGACGACUGUCUCUAAUGGAGAGGCUGCAGCCCUGCAACCUUGCGCUGCCUAGCACACCUGCUUCUAACCCCCUUACGGAUUUUGAGUCAUACACCAUCUUUCAGCUCCGUCAGAGCCUAAAGCAGCUGGGAAAGAAGUACUUUACACGAGAGCAGGCCAUACAGACUUUGCGUAGAGAGCAUGAUACUCAUGGGUGGCUUCCAAAUAUCCAUUUGACUCAGUUCCAGCUGAUGUCCCCGGCACGCCGUCAAACGCUGGAGGAGACAAUUACCGAUUGGAUCAAGGCGUCUCCCUGGUACCUGUUGAUUCUGACCUUUGUCCCAGUGAACAAGUACAAAAUGCUCGAGCAUAUGAAGAAGUGUAAGAUCAACGUUUCCCUAGAAACACUCAGUAACUAUUUACUUAACAAUAAUGUGUUGAUGGCAGAGAGGGAGGAGACUAAUACAACUAGCCUAGACGCUGACAAGUUGAAAAUUAGAUAUCCCAAAGAGAACGGGGAGAAGCAGCUAACUUUAAGCGAAAUAAUUACCCCCAGAGGUCGAAAAGCAAAACGUAAAAUUAGGCGAUAG
Giardia duodenalis is the source of this 957-nucleotide messenger RNA. RefSeq lists its product as uncharacterized. The transcript has a single exon. The coding region runs from base 1 to 957 and encodes 318 amino acids. NCBI's taxonomy places the organism in Eukaryota, Fornicata, Diplomonadida, Hexamitidae. The record is from RefSeq and is a predicted model, not a curated record.